Molecule: messenger RNA, 1584 nt
Organism: Vitis riparia (riverbank grape)
Lineage: Eukaryota; Viridiplantae; Streptophyta; Magnoliopsida; Vitales; Vitaceae
Product: polyvinylalcohol dehydrogenase-like
Exons: 5
Coding region: 1-1584 (527 amino acids)
Source: RefSeq, a predicted model, not a curated record
AUGGCACCUCAUGAAUUCUACAACAAUCCUUCUGUGCUUUUCCUAUGCAUGUUUUCUCUACUGGCAAUCACAGCUAGUGCAGAUUCAAGUUGGAAUAGUUUAAGUCAUGAGUAUUCACACCAAGAGCCAGCAGAUUGGCUAAACCAUGGAGGAGAUUUGUACAACAGAAGAUACGCCAGCAGUGAGACCAAGAUCAGCCCAGAAACUGUUUCCAAGCUAAGUUUGAAGUGGGAAUUCUACGCAGGGCAAGACAUAACUGCUACACCAGCAAUCUUCAAUGGUACCCUUUAUUUCCCAAGCUGGAAUGGGUACCUCUAUGCAGUUAAAGCAACAGAUGGAUCUCUUGUAUGGAAGCAGAACCUACAGACGUUAACUGGCCUUAAUGGAACCGGUUUGAUUGUUAAUGUCAACUGGACAGUGUCAAGAUCAACUCCAACAAUGGCUGAUGACAUGCUCAUCGUUGGAAUCUAUGGUCCUGCUGUUGUCAUUGCCGUUGAGCAAGCAACAGGAAGGCUUGUAUGGUCUACUAGGCUGGAUAGCAAUCCUACAGGUAUUGUUACCAUGUCUGGAACAUUUCACAAGGGAGGUUUCUAUGUUGGAACAUCCUCAGUAGAAGAAGAACUCAGCAUUGAGCAAUGCUGUGUCUUCCGUGGUAGCCUCUCUAAAUUAGACAUCAAAACGGGUGUCAUACUGUGGCAGACCUUCACUUUGCCAGAUAAUCAUGGCAAGAGAGGAGAGUAUGCUGGAGCGGCUAUCUGGGGAAGUAGCCCUUCCAUGGAUGUCCGGAGAAAUCUUGAACAGCAGAAUAAUCAAACUGCCCCCACUCAAACUGACCAAUGCAUUGAGCCCGAUAACCACUCCAAUUCAAUCUUAGCAUUUGAUUUAGACUCUGGCAAGAUCAAGUGGUACAGGCAACUAGGAGGCUAUGAUUUGUGGUUCUUUGCAUGUAACAAUCUUUCAACCCCUAAUUGCCCACCUGGCCCUAACCCAGAUGCUGAUUUCGGGGAGGCACCAAUUAUGCUGAGCAUAAAUCUAAAUGGAACCAAGCGGGAUGUUGUUUCUGCGGUUCAGAAAAGUGGGUUUGCAUGGGCUCUAGACCGUUAUAAUGGUAGCCUUGUCUGGUCCACUGAGGCAGGACCUGGAGGCCUUACUGGAGGAGGCACAUGGGGAGCAGCUACUGACAACAAAAGAGUCUACACCAACAUUGCCAAUAGUGACAGUAAGAACUUCACUCUCAAACCAUCUGAGAAAAACACAACUGCCGGUGGAUGGGUGGCAAUGGAUGCCAGCACAGGCAAAAUACUAUGGUCCACAGCUGAUCCUAGCAAUGCCACCUCCAAUGGUCCUGUGACCAUUGCUAAUGGUGUCCUCUUUGGUGGAUCAACACAUCCAACAGGACCAAUAUAUGCCAUGGAUGCCAGGUCUGGGAAAAUCCUAUGGUCACACAACACUGGAGCCACUGUGUAUGGGGGCAUCUCAGCGAGUAAUGGAUGCAUCUAUCUCGGGAAUGGAUAUAAGGUCAAUCUUGGAUCCUUUACUGCAUCCUUUACCAAUGGAACCUCACUUUUUGCCUUCUGUGUCUAA